Messenger RNA from Moneuplotes crassus, 1396 nucleotides. The record is from the annotation of a GenBank genome assembly. Lineage: Eukaryota; Ciliophora; Spirotrichea; Euplotida; Euplotidae.
UUUACAUUUCUAGUUUCAACAUGAGUGAAUAUUUUCGAAAAUACAUUAAGAGUUCAAUCCGGAAUGAGCUAUGACCGAACAAGAAUGGCCAAAUUAGGUUCAAAACUACCUUCAAAAACUGUGUCCUGGAUACCCUCAGGAAAAGGAACUUCAAAGAAACGGAGGUAGAGAAGGAUACCGAGUGGGACAUACUCUGGGCAGAUAGAGAAUGGAUCUAUGAUAUUCUUAAUCAUUACCAUCUGCAACCUCAUCAGAAGAUUAAUCAUUUCAGGAACCAUUAUGAACUUACUAGGAAAGAUCUGAUGGUCAAGAACUUAAAAAGGUAUAAGAAACAAUUAGUUAAAGAAGGAAAGACUGACGAUGAAUACAGCCUUGAUUUCUACCCCACUACUCAUAACCUUCCCUCUGAUUACUCUUUGUUCGUGGAGGAAUUUAAAAAGAAUCCUGGCUCUGUUUGGAUCAUGAAACCAAUCUCUAAAGCGCAGGGUAAAGGAAUCUUCUUGUUUACCAAGCUGGCUCAGAUUUCACAAUGGAAGAAUGACUUUCGCUGGAAGCCAGAUUCCCCACAAGCAGAUCCUUAUGUGGUACAGAAGUAUAUCUUGAGACCCUUCCUGAUUGGAGGGAAAAAGUUUGAUUUAAGAAUAUAUGUUCUAGUUACGAGUUACUCUCCUCUAACUGUCUAUCUCUACCGUGAAGGAUUCGCUAGAUUUACUCACCACAGGUACUCUACUAAUAUUGAUGACAUUACUAAUUCCUUCAUGCAUUUGACAAAUGUUGCAGUACAGAAGACCUCAAUGGCCUAUGAUGAUAAAUUAGGAGGAAAAUGGGAUCUUAGAAGUUUAAAAAUAUACCUGAUGACUAGGUACGGUCAGGAAGAAGUUAGUGCAGCUUUCACUGGGGUUCAAGAUCUUAUCCUCAAAUCACUCCAGUCUGUUGCUAAAGUAAUCAUAAACGAUAAGCAUUGAUUUGAAUUGUAUGGGUUUGACGUCCUGUUCGACGCGAAGCUAAAACCAUGGCUGAUAGAAGUAAACGCAAGCCCAUCACUAACAGCCACGACACCAUCAGACUACAAUACUAAGUUCAAUCUUCUAGAUGAUGCAUUUACUGUAAUAGACAUGGAGAAUUUCCUGACCGGUAACGAGGAGCAAAUAGGUGGUUUUGAUCUUAUAUGUAAAGGGACUCCUUCUAAACUACCUAUAAACUCCACCUUUAAGACAUACCUCGGAUGCUAUAAUAACAGGAAGCAGCAGCUAAAGAAAUUAGCGAAGAUCACCUCCUCAAGGCUCACUCAGCAGUAUACCCAAGAAAUCGUUAAUGGUGGAAGCAGCCAUAAAGGAGGAUAUAGGAAAUAAUCGAAUGGUUUGAUAGUUAUUGGCAAUAUUUAUUUCAAAUUAAA